Leptopilina heterotoma is the source of this 3698-nucleotide messenger RNA. It is a transcript of the gene Sec24CD, whose product is annotated as protein transport protein Sec24C-like. The transcript is spliced from 6 exons. Gene Ontology annotation, cellular component: endoplasmic reticulum exit site; COPII vesicle coat. The coding region runs from base 220 to 3579 and encodes 1119 amino acids. The record is from RefSeq and is a predicted model, not a curated record. Gene Ontology annotation, biological process: intracellular protein transport; endoplasmic reticulum to Golgi vesicle-mediated transport; COPII-coated vesicle cargo loading. Gene Ontology annotation, molecular function: SNARE binding; zinc ion binding. Lineage: Eukaryota; Metazoa; Arthropoda; Insecta; Hymenoptera; Figitidae.
CAGGCGCAUGCGCAGUGCAGCCUUACGUGGCAUUGUGGCAACAACUGCAGUUACAGUUCCGGCAGCAAAUUAAUUUUCUUUUUAAUAUUUAAUUAUUUAAAAAGAAGACGUUUACUUUUGUUAUGGUACUUUAAAAAUAAUAAUAUAUUUCUUAAACAAACCCGGAGAUCAUUCGCUGGGAGAAAGAGUGCCUUUACUGAAGCAUAAUUCACAGUAACGAUGCCAGAACUUCAAGGGCUUCCAACCUCUCAAGGUCUUCCAUUUCCUGGCCAGACUGUCAAUUCGAGUCCUCAAGUUCAUGAUCAACAAAUACAAAACCAGAUAAAUCAAUAUCCUGGACAACAGCCGCUUUUAAAAAAACCAUCUUCGCUGUUGGAUCAAACAAACUCUCCUGGUUAUCCACAAAUUCAACAUCAAAAUUCAAUGCUUGGACAAGUAAAUUAUCCCGGUCCUCAACAAAAUCAAUAUUCAUCGAAUUUAAAUUCAGGAGAGAAAAAUUCCUUCGCUCCUCAACAAAAUCAAUUUCCUUCGAAUUCAAUUCCAGGACAUGCAAACUCUUCUGGACCACCGCAACAGCAAUAUCCUAAUUUACUACCAGGACAAGUGAAUUCUUCAGGUCCGCAAAAUCAAUUUCCACCAAGUUUUUCGAAUCCGCAAAUGAUGAUGGCAGCCGGUAAACAAAAUCCACCUGUCCACUUGUUGUCUGGACAGUCAAAUAAUUCGCCAGUAGCACCACAAAAUUUGGUGGGACCUGGACAACCUCCAAUGGGACAACAAAAUUCACAUCCAGCAGUUUCUCCAAUGCCGGGGCAACAGAAUUUUUCUGGCCUACUACCACCGGGACAAAAUCAGCACAAUCAUUCUGUGAUGUCAGGUCCCCCGAUGCCUGGUGCGAGAGGGCCUAUGAUGCCAGGACAAUCCAACCUGCAGGGUCCGAUGGGAGGUCCUCCAAUGUCAGGGCAACCAAAUCUACAAAGUCCGAUGGCAGUUCCACGAAAUCCAAUGGCGGGCCCCCCAAUGGGAGGGCAACCUAGUCUGCAAAGUCCAAUGGCAGGUCCACCGAUGCCAGGACAACAGAACUUCCCCAGUCCGAUGGGAGGACAGAAUCUGUCAGGACAGCAGUAUCCGGGACAGCAGCUCCACUUGGCGAACAAUCAGGCUCCGUACAUGUCGGGACAGGGCUACCAAAACCCGCCAGACAUGUACGCGAACCAAAGAAGUCCCUACGGGUACCAACAGCAGCAGCAAGCCAGGAGACUCGACCCCGACCACAUGCCGAGUCCCAUUCAAGUGAUCCAGGACGACAGGAACACUCGAAGUGGGAGCUUCAUCACCAAUCAGAAGGGCCUGGUGCCGCCCCUAGUGACCACCAAUUUCACCGUCCAGGACCAGGGCAACGCUUCCCCGAGGUUCGUGCGCUCCACGAUGUACACCGUCCCCACAAACACCGACAUAAUGAAGCAAACGAGCGUCCCCUUCAGUCUGAUCCUGAGCCCCAUGGCUCGGGUCGAAGAAGGCGAGUACGAACCCCCAAUCGUCGACAUGGGCGAAAUCGGCCCCGUGCGCUGCAUCCGCUGCAAGGCCUACAUGAGUCCCUUCAUGCAGUUCAUCGACUCUGGUCGCCGCUUUCAGUGCAAUUUCUGCAAAGCCACUACCGAAGUUCCGGCGGAGUAUUUUCAACACCUGGACCACACCGGUCAGCGAAUGGAUCGCUACGAACGGCCCGAGCUGAUGUUGGGUAGUUACGAGUUCAUCGCCACUAAGGACUACUGCCCGGAGCAAAAGUUCCCCAACCCUCCGGCAGUGAUUUUCGUCAUCGACGUCACUUACAAUACGAUAAAAUCCGGUCUUGUCAAUCUCAUCUGCUCGGAGAUGAAGAACAUCAUCAGGAACUUGCCGAUCGACGUGGGCCAGACGAGAACCAGAAUGAAAGUCGGUUUUAUCACCUACAACAACACGGUGCACUUCUACAACAUAAAAUCCUGUUUGGCCCAGCCGCAGAUGAUGGUCGUCGGCGAUGUUCAGGACGUCUUCAUGCCGCUGCUCGAUGGCUUCCUCUGCGACGCCGAAGAGAGUCUCGAGGUCAUCAACAGCCUCAUGAACCAAAUACCGAACAUGUUUGCAGACACCCGCGAGACCGAGACGAUCCUGGCGCCGGCCAUCCAAGCCGGUCUCGAAGCCCUGAAAGCCUCCGAAUGCUCUGGCAAGUUGAUGGUCUUUCACUCCUCCCUCCCAAUCGCGGAAGCUCUCGGCAAACUGAAAAACCGCGACGACAGAAAACUACUCGGCACGGAGAAGGAGAAAACGGUCCUGGCCCCGCAGAACAACGUCUACAACACCCUGGGCCAAGACUGCGUCGCCGCUGGGUGCAGUGUGGACCUCUUCCUCGUGAACAACUCCUACAUUGACGUCGCGACCAUAGGCCAAGUGUGCCGACUCACCGGCGGCGAGGUCUACAAGUACACCUACUUCCAGGCGGACAUCGACAGUGAGAGAUUAAUUGCGGACAUUGUCAACAACGUCAGCAGACCGAUAGGCUUCAAUGCCGUAAUGCGGGUUCGAACUUCGACCGGAGUGAGGCCCACGGACUUUUAUGGGCAUUUUUACAUGUCGAACACGACCGACGUGGAAUUGGCGAGCAUCGACUGCGACAAGGCGAUUGGAAUUGAAGUCAAGCACGACGACAAACUCGCCGAGGAGGAGGGAGUGUUCGUUCAAGCGGCUCUUCUCUACACUUCCUGCAGCGGUAUCAGACGGUUGAGAAUUAUUAAUCUCAGCCUGAGGACUUCGUCCCAAAUGGCCGAACUUUAUCGCGCCUGUGAUCUUGAUGCCAUGGUUAAUUUCUUCUCGAAAGAAGCUGUUUUCAAACUAUUGGAGCACCCACCAAAAGCAGUGAAGGAACAUCUCAUGGCAAGAUGUGCGAAUAUUCUGGCUGCCUAUAGAAAAAAUUGCGCUGCUCCCAGUAGCGCAGCGCAGCUGAUUCUCCCAGAGUGUAUGAAACUCUUGCCUUUGUAUGUCAAUUGUUUAAUGAAGAGCCACGCGAUUUUUGGUGGUGCGGAUAUAUCAAUUGAUGACAAAUCUUACGAAAUGCAGGUAGUUUCCAAAAUGCCUGUUCACACAUCAGUAAAUUAUUUUUAUCCCCGAAUGUUUUCUUUGCACACAUUGGAUAUGCAGGAGAUAGAUUUGUCGCAAACGUUACGUUGUUCUAUUGAGAAAAUUACUGACGAUGGAUGCUAUUUAAUUGAAAAUGGAGUUCAUAUGUUUUUGUGGCUGGGACUGGGACUCAAUUCCCAAUGGGUUCAAGAAGUCUUCGGAGUUCCGUCUGUCGUUCAAAUUGACACGGAUCGCCCGAAAAUUCCGAUUCUCGACUCUCAACUCAAUAGAAAAGUCAAUGAUUUAAUUAAUCGAGUAAAUGAUGAACGACAUCCCCGCAUGAGGUUGAUAAUGGUGAGACAGAGAGAUAAAUUGGAAAUGGUAUUUCGACAUUUUCUUGUCGAGGAUAAAGGAACAGAUGCAAGUGCAAGUUACGUUGAUUUUCUUUGUCAUAUGCAUAAAGAAAUACGAGGACUUCUUAGCUAAAAAUUAAAUAUAUGUAUUAUAAAAUUUCCUAAGGAAAUAAUUGAAUUUUAUACUAUAAUCGAAGAGAGAGAGAAAAAGAGAGAUCAUUUACGUUGCAAAGAGAAAAAUUAUUUACAACU